CUGCGGUGUGUGUGAGCGCAGAGUCGGCCACAGAUUUCUCUUGAAAUAGUAGAUAUAACCUCUACGUUCGCCGCCGUUCAAGCUCAGCCACAAACCAUUUGUAUGUCAUUGAAUUUGGACCUCUCAGGACGCGACCACUAAAACCUUGAUGAUGGAGGACGAUCAACCCAGAACCUUGUAUGUGGGGAAUCUGUCCAGGGAUGUCACAGAACCCCUCAUUCUGCAGGUCUUCACACAGAUAGGACCCUGCAAGAGCUGUAAAAUGAUAGUUGAUACAGCUGGAAAUGAUCCAUACUGCUUUGUGGAGUUCUAUGACCACAGGCAUGCUGCUGCCUCAUUGGCAGCUAUGAAUGGAAGGAAAAUAAUGGGUAAGGAAGUCAAAGUCAACUGGGCCACGACGCCAACCAGCCAGAAAAAAGACACAAGUAAUCACUUUCAUGUGUUCGUUGGAGACCUCAGCCCAGAAAUAACUACAGAAGACGUCAAAGCUGCCUUCGGUCCAUUCGGCAGGAUAUCAGAUGCCCGCGUUGUGAAAGAUAUGGCUACAGGGAAAUCUAAAGGCUAUGGCUUUGUGUCUUUCUUCAACAAAUGGGAUGCAGAGAACGCCAUUCAGCAGAUGGGUGGUCAGUGGUUAGGGGGCAGACAGAUCCGAACUAACUGGGCCACAAGAAAGCCCCCCGCCCCAAAGACCACCUAUGAAAAUAACUCCAAGCAUCUAUCCUUUGAUGAAGUAGUGAACGAGUCCAGCCCCAGUAACUGCACCGUGUACUGUGGCGGAGUCAGCACAGGACUGACAGAACAACUGAUGAGACAGACUUUCUCUCCUUUUGGACAAAUUAUGGAAAUCAGAGUUUUCCCUGACAAAGGCUAUUCAUUUGUGAGGUUUAACUCCCAUGAGUCAGCAGCCCACGCCAUUGUGUCGGUGAAUGGCACUGCAUUAGAGGGCCACAUAGUCAAAUGCUACUGGGGUAAAGAGACCCCGGACAUGAUGAACCCCAUGCAGCAGAUGCCUAUGCCCCAGAUGCACCGAUCAAUUGGCCACCGAUCGAAAACGCUGGUUUCAGCUGAUCAGCAUGGACCAGUGAACGGCCACCAUCAGUCUCAUAUGUCCGAUAUACUGCAGAACAAGAUGGGCUUCCCUGCAGCAGCCCAGCCCUACGGCCAGUGGGGCCAGUGGUACGGCAACGGGCCUCAAAUCGGCCAGUACGUCCCAAACGGGUGGCAGGUCCCCACCUACGGCGUGUAUGGCCAGGCCUGGAACCAGCAGGGCUUCAAUCACUUACCGGCCAGUGCUGGGUGGACUGGCAUGAGCGCCAUCAGUAACGGUGGGGUUAUGGAGCCUACACAGGGAUUGAAUGGGAGUAUGCUAGCCAACCAGCCUGGUAUGGGAGCCGCAGGAUACCCCACACACUGAUAAGGGGGGCAGGGUGCGAGAUUUGUCAACCGUCAGCCUCUUAUUGGCUGUAAGGUGCCCCGCGGGGCUGUGUAACACCGCCUCCAUCUGUGGCAGGACUAAGACUUUUACUGGGAUGUGGAACCUAAUGGGAAGGUUGUCUAUAGGAGAUGUAAAUGGGAUUUCAUUGGGGGGAGGGAGGGGUUGAGGUAACGGGAGCCAGGGAAGGAGCGAUUUGAUCCACAACAGGUAUUUACAUCCUUUGUGGUAGCCAAGACUGGCCAUGAACCAGGGCUCUUACCAUUUUUAAGUUAACUGUAAAUGAGUAUAAAACUGUAAAGGAGAAACUUUUGGAUUUUUUUUUUUUUUUUUUGUCGGGUUUUACAAAUUGCUUCCAUUUUCACAUCUUUCCUCUCAGUAACUCUCAGAGGUUUGUCUACCUUUUCUUUUUUCUUUUUUUUUUAAAGAAACUGUUAAAGUCUGAGUCGUGCUAUGAACUUUAGUUAUUAUUUGAGAAAUGGAAAUCUGUUUAAUUUGUUCUCAUUCUCUCUCUUGGAUUAAAAUCAAUUGCAGGGAUUGUUGCCACUGCUGUUUCUCUGUAAGGGCAGAUAAAUAUUGCACAGUUUUUCCUCUCUUGUACUGGGACAAAUUUGACAACCAAGAGCGUUUCUUUCUUUUUUUCUUCCUUUUCUUUUUUUUUUCUUUUGCAUUCCAUUUCUCCUUCAUAUCUUUCGGACAACCUGCAAAUCUUUUUUUCGCCACGUGUAAAUAACCAUUCAUUCAUUUGAAACGAUGUAAGUAAAAUGCUACUGUUAACUGUGGGUGCUUGCUUUCUUUUUUUUUUUUUGUUUCGAUAACUCAACAGUUAACUCCAACAUUGUACGUAGCAGAGUGGCACUAUUAAACGUGACACUGGCACAGUGCAACACACAUGAUUCUUCCAUGCAGGGAUAAGACAGCAUUGCCAUGCAGUGCAUACUUUAAAAAAAAUUUAACACACUUCAAAUGUUAAAGGGUGAACAUGUUUGACACUUCUGAUGUUUUUUAAAUAUCUAUUGAAACGCCAGUAUUUUAUAUCAAACAUCUGAGUGGAUUCAACCUUUACACUUUGCUCUUUUUGCCAGAGAAAUGGGGAGGCCUACAAUGUAACUGUUGCCUUAUAGAGCUGGUUUCUUUUAGCUGACAAGAUACUCUUUUUAAUUAGGCAGUGCCUACAGACAUUUUCAGACCCUUUUGUUUAGAAAGGUGUUAGCCCUGAGAACUGAUGACUCUGCUACUGUAAUCAAUGUUUUCUUGCUUUGUCCAAUUAAAAUGCUAAUGCACACAAACCACAAUAA
Messenger RNA from Scomber scombrus (Atlantic mackerel), 2730 nucleotides. RefSeq names its product cytotoxic granule associated RNA binding protein TIA1. Gene Ontology annotation, molecular function: mRNA binding. The record is from RefSeq and is a predicted model, not a curated record. The transcript has 13 exons. The coding region runs from base 149 to 1414 and encodes 421 amino acids. Lineage: Eukaryota; Metazoa; Chordata; Actinopteri; Scombriformes; Scombridae.